GGCUUCUGCAAAAUCACAUCCGUCAAGUCUCUAGUAAACGUAGAGGAACUUCUUAAGUUGCAAGGAGUAGAGUCGCAAAGAGUGGAGUUCAAGAAAGCUUGGCAGAAUCGGAAGGGAACUCCAAGAAGCACUUAUUGGCAAGUUAUUCAUACUAUCACCGCCUUUGCCAACGACCUUUAUAAUGUAAACGGUGGAUAUAUCAUUAUCGGUGUGGAAGAGAAAGAAGACUGUGAAUCUCCUGAUAGCCUUCAGGUCAUUUUACCACCGCUUGGUGUCACAGGAAAUCUUGAUAAAAUACAGAAGGAGAUAUCUGGAGCUUUUCGAGAGAACAUCAAACCUGAAAUUAAUCCCAUACUGCAACCUGUGGUCGUCGAUGGAAAAAAAGUUCUCGUUAUCUGGGUCAGACCUUCGUCAAACGAAUGGAACUAUUACAUAAGAGAUGGCACGGAAACCAAGAAAGCAAAGCCGGAACAAAUAAGCCUACUUCAUCAACACUUCAGGGCGCCUCCAUUUGAUGACAGAAAAGCGCAUAAUACUGGUAAGGUACAUAAAACCUAGCUUGUACACAUGAAAUGACUCCAGAGGCAUGCGCUAUUUUAGUGUAACUCAGUAUCACCCAAAAACAGAAUAGUUUCAAAUACAAUAUGGAGAAAGACUCCCUAGUUGCAAACUUAAAAAGUGCGCAGAAGAGUAAAAUGAGUUCUCAGAACUGUUGUAACUAGACGAUUAAAAUAGCACAAGUUAUUCCGAUGGACAGGGGAAUUUCUAUUCUUUUUAUGCGUUACCCGAAUCCAAUUAAUUUCAACGUCCUGCGGGAGACGAAGUUAAUUAUAUGUGCCAUUUACCAAUCGUGGCGAGUUGUUAUUAUUUCAUGCUUUCAAUAUAUCUAACAGCUUUAAAUUCAGCGAUAAAAAAUGUCCUACUUAAUUGAACCAGUUGAACAUCCGGAUGCGCAGCAGAAGAAUUAUUUUUUGCAUAAUAAUGCGCUUAUAAUUUUGGAAAUAUUUGAAAUCAAUAUUAAGUUUUUCUUUUUUAAAGAAGCUUUAAGCCGAUAAGUCUGAUCGUCCUAAUGAGACUUGUCAUAGGAUGGAAAGUUUUCUGUUCACGACAUACACAACAGAUAAACCGAAUAUAAGAAAUAAACGACACUUUUUAAAAACAUGUUUCGACAGUUCUUCUGUCAUCUUCAGUUCUGAUUUAUACGUCAAUACCUUUUUCGAACCCAAAGACUACGUAGAAAACUGACACUAGAAAAUUUGCUUUUUUUUUGACGCUGAAGUAUAUCAGGAGGCUAAAUCAAUGAAAUUGUUUUGUUUAUUUCUCACCAGAGCUCGGUUCCAUGUUGAAUGAAAACAGCAUAGAUUUGAGUUUGGUACAACAGUAUUUGAAAGAUAUCGAUAGUGCUCUGAUUGGUCAAAAGAUGGAACCGGUUCAUCUCUAUGAAAAACUGCAACUGGUACACCCAGUGACCGAACGAAUGUUUACACCACGAAAUGUGGCCUUACUUUUCUUUCACCCAAGUCCUCACGAAUUUUUCACGGGUGCUAACACUGAAAUUGCUGUAUUCACUCACGACAACGAGGCAAAAGAAGAGGUGCUAAUCACUGGUCCAAUCGACCAACAAAUAAAGAAAUGUUUGCGUUUUAUUCUGGACAUCCCAAAGAAAGAGUCGUGCCAUGCCAUGAUUGCAUAUCCUGAACGAGCUCUUCGUGAAGCCGUUGUUAACGCUUUCCAUCACAGAAGUUAUGAAAGGUGUCAUCCUGAUCCAAUCAAAAUUCAUAUUAAGCCAAAGUUCAUUGACAUCAUUAGUUAUCUUGGUCCAGAUCCCAGUCUGAAUCAAGAAGAUUUCUCUGAAGAUGGAGAAGUACCACCUGUCCCAUCCAGGAAUAGGAGGAUAGCAGACUUCUUAAAAUCAUUGAAGCUGGCUGAAGGGAGAUACACUGGUGUCGGCACAAUCUUUCGUUCUAUGAAGGAUAACAACAAUCCCAAACCUAAAUUUGAUUUCAAAGAGUCAUACUUUCGCGUCCGUCUUCCUGGGCACCCCAAAUACAUCGUUCAUUCCGUCAGAAGUAGAGCUGAUAAUCUCUGUGCAAAGGGGAACAAGGUAGAAGCCGUGAAACUGAUCACAAGAUUCCUCGAGGAAAAUCCAACAAUGCAGUCUGAAACCCUCAUCGUUAAGCUUUUGGACUUGCUCGAGGAUGACAAGCACGAUGCAAAAUAUCAUUGUUAUCGCGAGUAUAUUGAAGAAAGGAGACAACGCCGUAGUCCUCUUGAGGAAGAGCUGCUUAAAUGGAGUGAAGCCGAUAGAACAGACAUACAGGCCGGUGUCAAACUUGUCAAGAGCCUGGUGGAAGAGGGUGCAGGCAUCAGAGACCUUUCUUGUGUUGUUUCUAAGGCGUCUGAACUCUGUCAGAAGAAUGCAGAUAAAGAAAAAAACUUGGAAGCCUCACAGAACGCUCACAAGCUCUAUGAGGCUAUGGGUGAGGUUGUACAAACAGAUACUUUAGUAUCUUUCCAGUUUGCAGACUGUUUGUUAAAUUUGUUCUGCUUAAACACUACCAAUGAAGGAUCAGAAAAGGGUAACAGCAUUGAAGAGCGUAAAAAUCUUUUACCACUCCUAGGAAAGGCAGAAGAUUAUGUGAAAAAAGCCACACAGCUGACACGGCUGAAAGAUGACUUUAAGAUGACUGAUGACAGACUAAAGAUGACUGCUUUGCAGCACCGCUUACUUGGCUACAUCCACUUCCAGAGAUGUUCAGUCGAAAAGUCAUUUGAGAGAGACUACAAAGAUUGCUACGUCAAAGCUCGCUUGUAUAACCCGACAAUAUUCGUCAAUCCUGACUUUGAUCCAGAGAGAUCUCUUUCACGAAAAAUAUUAUGUACGAGCGCAGACAAAAAGAAAAAGAGCCAUCAGACAUCAGAUUUAUCAGAAGUCACCCGUUCGUGGCCAGAAAUAGCAAAUACUCGCUGCAAAAAGGACGAUUGCCUUGACUUAUUAGAAACUUAA
Molecule: messenger RNA, 3007 nt
Organism: Pocillopora meandrina
Lineage: Eukaryota; Metazoa; Cnidaria; Anthozoa; Scleractinia; Pocilloporidae
Source: the annotation of a GenBank genome assembly